Acipenser ruthenus (sterlet) is the source of this 1743-nucleotide messenger RNA. RefSeq names its product DNA repair protein XRCC2-like. Lineage: Eukaryota; Metazoa; Chordata; Actinopteri; Acipenseriformes; Acipenseridae. The coding region runs from base 231 to 1088 and encodes 285 amino acids. The transcript is spliced from 3 exons. The record is from RefSeq and is a predicted model, not a curated record. Gene Ontology annotation, cellular component: replication fork; Rad51B-Rad51C-Rad51D-XRCC2 complex; centrosome. Gene Ontology annotation, biological process: double-strand break repair via homologous recombination; DNA strand invasion. Gene Ontology annotation, molecular function: ATP-dependent DNA damage sensor activity; four-way junction DNA binding; ATP binding.
GUUUAGGUCACGUCGCAGGGGUCUUGCAGGGAUGAAUGAAGCACGACGUAAAUUACGAGUUACGCACGCAGCACUACCCUAUGUGAGCUGUGCGAGCCUUUGUUCUGCAGUUAUAUUGGCUCUGCGGGCUGGAUGGAAACGCUAGGAACGCAUCAGGAAAUAGCUGCAGCGGUAGUUUUAUUGAAAUGUUUAUUAUUUAAAGAGAGUGUAGAUGAGACAUUUGUUACAAUAUGACACACGAUUUUAGACAGACUGAGACCGGUACAGAGUUGCUUGCUAGACUUGAGGGAAGACGUUCUCUGAAAAGUCUUGAACCACGGAUUUUUGCUGGAGAAGGAUUUCCAGUUCAAGGUGAUGUCAUCGAGUUCCAUGGUGCGGAAGGAACAGGGAAGACGGAGACUCUAUAUCACCUGGUGUCCCGCUGCAUACUCCCGACUGCAGCAGGAGGACUGGAAGUGGAAGUCCUGUUUAUUGACACAGACUCCCACUUUGACAUGCUUCGGUUAGUGAGCAUCCUGGAGCAGCGUCUCCCCCAGAGCUCCGAGGAGACAGUCCGGCAGUGCCUGCGGAGACUCUUCCUUGUGCACUGCAGCAGCACUGUCCAACUGCUGCUCACACUCCACUACCUGGAGAACAUGCUCUGCACUCGCCCUGCCCUCUGCCUGCUGCUAGUGGACAGUAUCUCCGCGUUCUACUGGAUCGACAGGAACAGUGGUGGAGAGAGCCUGGCCCAGCAGGAGGCCAGUCUUAGGAAGUGCUCAGAGCUUCUAGAGAAGCUGAUCAGUGACUACAAUUUAGUGCUGUUUGCAAGCACACAGGCCAUUGUGCAGGGGUAUGCACCAGAGGCAUCCAGGACAGCAGAGGCAGGCACGCCCUGGAGGCAGCGGCCAAGCGCCGAUGCCGGCUAUAGCAAGCCAUAUCUUUGUAGGUCGUGGCAGAGGAUGGUCACUCAUAGAAUGGUGUUUUCAAAAACAGACACUUUAAAGGACGACAAGCAAGUUUUCUCUAUUGUUUCCACUCACACCAAAAGCAAAAUUACAAGCAGGUGUUCUUUUCUUAUUACAGAUGGCGGCGCCCAGUUUCUGUGACUCGGAUCUUUUCAAUAGAAAAGACUGGGGGAAGGGGAGGGGUUGUUUAUACUGGUUUUCUCUUGAAAGAGCUACUUGUCUCUCGCCAGUGACAGCCUGUUUUUUUUUUUCGUUGCCUCCCCUAAUGAGUUCAGUUCAUCGAUCCUCAUUGUGAAGGAUGUCAAGUUUUAUUUCUCCUUCCCUCCCACUGAGGUUGGUAAAAUUAUAUUUAAAAAAAUGUGAUUCUGCAGUACUGCAAAAUGUACCUAAUUAUAUACUGUCUUUGUUUGAAUAAUUAGCAGCAGUUUAAAGUUAGCAAUUAAAUAGAAAAAUGUCCACAGAAAAAAAAAAAGCUAAAGCGACUGUGCCUUUGAAAAUGCCCUAUAUGUGAGCUAGAAUUAUUAAAACUUUUUCUUUUUUUCUGCUUUUAUCAGGCUGCUUCACACCAUGUAAACAGGUACCACCACAGAAGAUAGUUCUGUUUUGUUUCCCUAUAAAGAAUCAUUUUGUUAGUUAAUAUCUGCCAUUGUCCAGGUCAUUCUUUUGUGAUUCAUUAUGUUGCAGGAAGUUACUUUCACUAGCUCCCAUUUAGUCUAUGUUGUGUACACACAAGCAGGGUGUACAUUCCUGAGACAGGCUCUGAGGUAGGACACACACACACACACACACAUACACA